AUGGCGGAACGGGAACAACGCUUAGUUCUGCUUCGGGAUUCAGUCGCCCAACUCCAAUCGCAACUAUGUGAGCUAGAGAAGGAGGUUGCGGAUGACAAGGCCAAGCUGCGAAACGAUCCGGCCACCACAGUUCAACGCCAUGUUCGUCUGCUGCAUGAAUAUAACGAGAUUAAGGAUGCCGCGCAGGGUCUGAUGGGGUUGAUCGCCGAUGCUAAAGGAGUCAGAGUGGCGGAAAUUCACCAGGAGUUUGGAGUCGACGAGAAGGAUUGA
Penicillium odoratum is the source of this 270-nucleotide messenger RNA. Its product is annotated as SWI5/SAE3 family protein. Gene Ontology annotation, cellular component: Swi5-Sfr1 complex; Swi5-Swi2 complex. Lineage: Eukaryota; Fungi; Ascomycota; Eurotiomycetes; Eurotiales; Aspergillaceae. The record is from RefSeq and is a predicted model, not a curated record. The transcript has 3 exons. Gene Ontology annotation, biological process: meiotic joint molecule formation; double-strand break repair via homologous recombination; meiotic DNA recombinase assembly involved in reciprocal meiotic recombination. Bases 1 to 270 code for a protein of 89 amino acids.